Sorex fumeus (smoky shrew) is the source of this 3660-nucleotide messenger RNA. It is a transcript of the gene ALDH1A3, whose product is annotated as aldehyde dehydrogenase 1 family member A3. The transcript has 13 exons. The coding region runs from base 135 to 1652 and encodes 505 amino acids. Gene Ontology annotation, molecular function: aldehyde dehydrogenase (NAD+) activity. The record is from RefSeq and is a predicted model, not a curated record. Lineage: Eukaryota; Metazoa; Chordata; Mammalia; Eulipotyphla; Soricidae.
GGUGACGCCGCCGCCCGCCCUCCGGCUCCCGCAGCCAAUUAGACGCCCCCCUCGGGCGCUCCUUAAAGCGCCGGACUGUCACCCCGGAGCAGCUGCGCCCCGCCAGGCCGGAGCGGCGCCCGCCAGAGCCAGCCAUGGCCACCCCCAACGGGGCGCUGGACAGCAGGACGCCGCCGCGACCCGUGCGCAGCCUGGAGGUGAAGUUCACGCAGAUAUUCAUCAACAACGAAUGGCAUGCGUCCAAGAGUGGGAAGAAGUUUGCCACGUACAACCCCUCCACGCUUGAGAAAAUAUGCGAAGUAGAAGAAGGAGAUAAGGCCGAUGUGGACAAGGCCGUGGAGGCGGCCCGUGCAGCCUUCCAGAGGGGCUCUCCCUGGCGCCGCCUGGACGCACUCAGCCGAGGCCGGCUGCUGCAGCAGCUGGCGGACGCGGUGGAGCGGGACCGCGCCAUACUGGCCACGCUAGAGACCAUGGACACGGGGAAGCCGUUCCUCCACGCCUUCUUCAUCGACCUGGAGGGCUGCAUCCGGACCCUCCGGUACUUUGCAGGCUGGGCGGACAAGAUUCAAGGCAAGACCAUCCCCACAGACGACAACGUGGUGUGUUUCACCAGACACGAGCCCAUUGGGGUGUGCGGUGCCAUCACGCCUUGGAACUUCCCCCUGCUGAUGCUGGUGUGGAAGCUGGCGCCCGCGCUGUGCUGCGGGAACACGGUGGUCGUGAAGCCUGCAGAGCAGACGCCCCUCACCGCCCUCUACCUGGGCUCCCUGAUCAAAGAGGUCGGGUUCCCACCAGGCGUGGUGAACAUUGUACCUGGGUUUGGGCCCACAGUGGGAGCUGCGAUUUCUUCACACCCGCAAAUCAACAAGAUCGCCUUCACGGGCUCCACGGAGGUGGGGAAGCUGGUGAAGGCGGCAGCUUCCCGCAGCAACCUGAAGAGGGUGACCCUGGAACUUGGGGGGAAGAACCCCUGCAUCGUGUGCGCUGACGCCGACCUGGACCUGGCCGUGCAGUGCGCCCACCAGGGCGUCUUCUUCAAUCAAGGCCAGUGCUGCACGGCCGCCUCCCGCGUCUUCGUGGAGGAGCAAGUGUACCCCGAGUUCGUCCGGCGCAGCGUGGAAUACGCCCAGAAGCGGCCCGUCGGGGACCCGUUUGACAUCGGCACGGAGCAGGGGCCGCAGAUUGAUCAGAAGCAGUUCGACAAAAUCCUCCGACUCAUCGAGAGUGGGAAGGAGGAGGGGGCCAAGCUGGAAUGUGGGGGCUCGGCCAUGGAGGACAGGGGCCUCUUCAUCAAGCCCACGGUCUUCUCAGAAGUCACCGAUACCAUGAGAAUUGCAAAAGAGGAGAUCUUUGGGCCAGUGCAGCCCAUCAUGAAGUUCAAAAAUCUCGACGAAGUCAUCCAGCGGGCCAACAGCCUGGAGUACGGGCUCACAGCAGCCGUGUUCACCAAGAACCUGGACAAGGCACUGAAGCUGGCCUCAGCCUUGGACUCGGGCACUGUCUGGAUCAACUGUUACAACGCCAUCUACGCACAGGCCCCCUUUGGGGGCUUCAAGAUGUCGGGAAAUGGCAGAGAACUAGGCGAGUAUGCGCUGGCAGAGUACACAGAAGUGAAGACUGUCACCAUCAAACUGGACGACAGCAGCCCCUGAAGCGGGCGCCCGGGCUCCGCCCUCCAGCGCUUGAUUGACAGCCGAGGUGGCGCCGGCACCCGGGGGAGCUUGAGCCCGGUGCCACGCGAAUCCACUGCAUUGGGACCGUUUUUUUGGUUUGUUUGUUUUUCUUUGCCCUCUCCCGUCUUGCUCAUCAAUAAGUUGCGUGUAAAACUGCAGUCCUGCCAGAGGGUGGCGCUGUCGGGUUUUUUCCCUCCUUCCCCUUAACCUGGUCACACCUGCGUCCCCAACGGACACACACACACGCACACGCACACGCACGCACGCACGCGCACGCUCGCACCCCAGCUCCAAUCAGGACAACGGGGUAUUGGCAGAGCAGAGGGCAGUGCCAACCGCAAGUGCUUCAAAAUUCACUUCAAAAUGCCCCAGGAAGAAUUUGGGGGAAAGCUCCUGAAGUUUCCUGAAUGUUCUGCAAAAAAACGGGCCGCCGGCCAGCACACUGCCCACCUUCGAUGGCCAAGAGUCCACGUCAAGUUUAGAAAACACGGAAACAAGAGCCAGUGUGGGGAACCUUGGGGACCCGUAUGUGGCCUGGAAAGUCCAGGAAGCCUUGGGCAUGGCCCCGGUCCCCUUGGCUGUGGGACACAGCUGCCAACCAGGAUUGCCUGGGGAAUGUGAUGGAGACCCCCGCCCAGAGUCGAGCAUCAAGCUGCACCAGCCUCCCCCCUUCACCCAGGCCUUUCCCAGGCUUCAAAGGAGGCUGGUAGCGGCAGGGUUGUUAAGGACACGGCGCCCUGGCACGCAACUUCUCUGACCACGGAAGCACCCUCACUGCACAGAGCGCUGGCUCCUACUGAGCUCCACCUCCUCCUGCCCUCCAGUGUGGGCUCUGCAACUCCAGCAGAACUCCUGAGCGUCACAGGGCCUGAAUUCGACAUGAAUUAAAUAAAGGCAACAAAUAACCCUGGGCAUCAGGAGGAAGUGGGUCACCGAGCAGAAUCCCUGACGAGUGACAUUUCUUUUCCUCCUCGUGUCUCUCGAUGAUGAGCAACGGCUUGUGUUGGCUUGGAAAACGAAAAGGGCUUGAUAACAGAGCAAACCGUCGCUAGCAACAGAGCUCAGAGGACUGAGUUCCUGCUUAGCAUGCAGGACCCCAGGGUUGUGGUCCUCGGGCCACAGCUGGGUGCGCCCUGAAAACCAAUAAUAAUAAUAAUAAUAAUAAAGACCAAACCAAAUAACUUGUAAUUCCAAGACUUUAACUUGAGUCACUGGUUUCUUUCUAGUAGCACUUCAUGAUGGAGAAAUAAAUUGUGUUUAAAAAUUAAACUGAAAGGCUGGAAAUCAGGGAGGGCGUUUUCCUUGCAUGCAGCUGACCUGGGUUCUAUCCCCAGCAUCCCAUCUGGUCCCCCGAGCACCACCAGGAGUAAUUCCUGAGUGCAGAGCGAGGAAUAAGCCCUGAGCAUCGCCGGGCGUGGCCCAAUCCCAAAAAUAAAUGUACCUAUAAUAUUUUUUAAAUUAAUUGGGGUUAUCAAAUCAGAUGGCUUUAAUAAAAUCAAGCUUUAAGGCAAAAGCAACAUAUGUCCAAAGAGAGACAUCAGCAAGAAUAGGGGAUAUCGUUCUUGUCAGAAAUGUUAAAUGUGCAAUUCUCCGCCAACUAACACUUCUGUCAGUCACUUGUUGGAUCAGAAUUUGAUUUCGUACACUGAAUCGUCAGGAUUUUCUCCCCAGUUACGUAUCGACAUUAACCUUAGCAAUGAUGCAGUAGAGGGGCCUCACUCUCUCCCUGUACAAGAAUGCCUUGAUUAGGAAAUGCUUCAUUAUUUAUGAUGAUAGUUAAUGUAUCUUUUUAUAGUUGUAAGUACACAGAGGUGGUAUAUUUAACCUUGUGGCACAUACUGUAUUUAGAAAUGAAAAUCUCUGUGGCAGUGGAUUUUACUUCUCUUGAAGUCUCCUGUGGUACAUUUUAAACCUCGACUGGCCUGGGGGUUUGGAUUGUAGCUGCAGAAAGUGUGUUCAGCUAAUGCAGUGACCAGAAAAUAAAACU